Messenger RNA from Candidozyma haemuli, 1272 nucleotides. RefSeq names its product transcriptional regulator (gene OPI1). The transcript has a single exon. Gene Ontology annotation, biological process: regulation of transcription by RNA polymerase II; endoplasmic reticulum unfolded protein response; phospholipid biosynthetic process. NCBI's taxonomy places the organism in Eukaryota, Fungi, Ascomycota, Pichiomycetes, Serinales, Metschnikowiaceae. Gene Ontology annotation, molecular function: transcription corepressor activity. Gene Ontology annotation, cellular component: endoplasmic reticulum; nucleus. Bases 1 to 1272 code for a protein of 423 amino acids. The record is from RefSeq and is a predicted model, not a curated record.
AUGACCGAAGGCAGAAAGAGAAAGUUGUCAGAUUCGCUCCCUGAGGACCCACCGCCAUAUGAGCACGGCGAACUCCCUGCUAAGCUAGCCAACAAGCUGCCGCUAGUCGGAGCUGCCACGGUCUCGGAGUCCGCUAUCAGUGCAGAAGCCACUGGCAGCCCAACCACACCAGACUUGCCUCGCCAGGAGAAUGAUGAAAGUGCUGUUUCCGCCGCCGAAGUACUUGCAAACCUUGCCCACUCGCCAGGGCCUGCGGAUUCCAACCCGGACUCCUCCAUAACCUCACCCAUGUCUACCACAUCGUUGACCGACUUGGAGCGCCAACAACACCCUAUCGUGCUGUCUGUGAGUGCUGUGAGUAAACUUCCUAUCGUGACAAAUGCGGUGAAAUACUAUGAGGACUCUAAGCGUAACUAUGCGCCGUUUAACUAUGCUGCGGGUAUUGUCGAGAAGGCAGCCAUGCCAGUGUUCAGUAAGAUUGAGGUGAACCUUAACAGCAUGCACCAGGCGAAGCUCCACGAAGCUCGCAGGCAGAAGAAACGUCGUGUGGUGCUGCCUACGGAAAAGACAGAGACUAAGAAGCGGUUGAAGUUCUGCUUACAUAUCUUGAAGCUCGCUAACAGACAGAUAAACGACAGGGUCAACUGUCUCCAGCGUGCCAUUCAACCCGACAGUCCUGUCAGUGACCGCCAUCAGGAACAGCUCUCUACUCCUCAACUGGAGGAAAAACACGAUGAUACCCAUGUUCUCACGCGGCCAGAGGCCCGGCUGGAGACGGACUUGACGGCGGUGAACUCGUCUCGUCUGGAGUACUCUGCAGACCCGCAGGAAACCCAGACUGAGAUUGUCACUACGGUCAAGAAGAUCAUUCACGUCAUUUCCAACUUCCGUCCUUCAUCCUUGGUUGCCGAUAAAGGCCCCGGUGGUGAAGGUUUGGAGAGCGAGGACUACAGGCUCAAGUCGACCAUCAGGGAAAUCAUUCUCAAUUUGCCCAACCAGGUACAGACGAAUGCGGCUAGCUCAUCGCAGACUAACGACAAGAUAGUUACAUUUGCCAAAGAAUCACUCAACAUGAUUGGCAGACUAACGACGGUAUUCAACAACCAGCUUGAAAAGGCUGAAAGUUGGGUAGAUGGCGAGGAGACUGCGGGAGAAGAGAACGACGAAGGUGAGAUCCAGCCGCUGCUGCACCAGGUGCAUGACGAGAAAAGCUCAACUUCUCACGAAGAAAGACCUGUCAAGACAGAGACACGCGAUGUGGUUCAGCAGUAG